CGUCACAGAUAAGCCAAGCAGCACAACAACACAGCCGCAUCACGAUCCAAGCACGGUCGACCCCGGCCUCUGCCCCUCGGCGCGUCAGAGCGUGCCUGCCGCUGCCUCUGCCCCUCCACCACGCGCAGCCGUGCUUGCAGCGCACAACAGCCAAACAUGGGCCGCAACCGGGCGACGUCGAUUGCGUCGACGCGCAGUGGGGAGACGACCACACAGGUAGGCACGGGCGUGGAAUAGACCUACACGCACGCAAUGUGUCGACGCAGCGGCCGCUGACUGGGCGCAGGAGCUGGGCAGCAUGUACGACUACCUGGCGAAGACGGUGCUGCUGGGCCCCAGCGGCGCAGGAAAAUCGUGCGUGCUGCACCGCUUCGUGCGCGACGAGUGGCGCGUGCUCUCGUCGCAGACCAUCGGCGUCGAGUUCUCGAGCAAGAUCGUGCACAUUGCCGACCGCAAGUCGGCGUCGCUGUCGAACCGCAAGCGCAUCAAGCUGCAGCUGUGGGACACGGCGGGCACCGAGCGCUUCCGCUCCGUCAGCCGCUCCUACUACCGCGGCGCCGCCGGCGCCAUCCUCGUGUACGACGUCAGCAGCUGGCGCAGCUUCGAGCAGCUGCAGACCUUCUUGAACGAUGCGCGCGCCCUGGCUGGCCCGGACAUCACCAUCAUUCUGGCGGGGAACAAGAGCGACGUCGUCGACGGCUUCGCCCCGCCGCCGGGCGCCGGCUACAGCUACGCCAGCACCCCGAGCUCCGACUACGGGCUGCCCCCGCCGACGCCCUCGAGCCAGUCAUCGCUGCACCUGAGCCUCAACAACCACUACACCGUCGCCCCGGACGGACGCGAGGUGUCGCAGGAAGCCGCCUCGCGCUGGGCCAGCGCCAACGGGAUACCCGUCGCCGUCGAGGUCUCGGCCCUCAAUGGCGAGAACGUCGAGGAGCUGUUCAACCGGCUGGCGCGCAUGAUCCUGACCAAGAUCGAGCUGGGCGAAAUCGACCCCGACGAUCCGCAGAGCGGCAUACAGUACGGCGACCUGGGCUGGGAUGACGGCGCCAGCAGCAUUGUCAGCGGCCACCCUGGCGGGUCAGUGCGUUGGAGGGGGGGCAAGAAGAAGCCGCGGACAGAAUGGGAAGAGGUCUUCAGGUUAAGCGGCGGGACAAGAAGAGGCGGGUGCUGUUGACCUGGACGAGUCGAGCAGGUCGACAAAUGGGCUUGCUUUGGUACAUUUCUGUAGUGAUGCUGUUCCUUGUGCAUAUAUGAGCGAGCGACUUCUCUUUCCUAGUCCAGUAAUGUAUAUUCCGUCAGUCCA
This is a messenger RNA of Boeremia exigua, 1306 nucleotides long. Its product is annotated as P-loop containing nucleoside triphosphate hydrolase protein. Lineage: Eukaryota; Fungi; Ascomycota; Dothideomycetes; Pleosporales; Didymellaceae. Gene Ontology annotation, molecular function: GTPase activity; GTP binding. The coding region runs from base 299 to 1177 and encodes 292 amino acids. Gene Ontology annotation, cellular component: endosome. The record is from RefSeq and is a predicted model, not a curated record. Gene Ontology annotation, biological process: regulation of endocytosis. The transcript has 2 exons.